GCAGCCUCUGCGGCAGCCGCGGCCUCCGGCCCCCACAGGGAGACCUGGUCCAAGGGCCCCUCCUACGAGGACCUGUAUACUCAGGAUGUGGUCAUCAGCAUGGAGGAGCAGGAGAACCCGCAGAGGUUGGCUGCCGAGAACAAACCGGCCAAAGAGAGGCCCAUCUGGCUGAGAGAGAGCACCGUACAGGGCGGAGCCUACGCCGAAUCUGGCGAUCUCAAAGACGGGCUGGACCCAGAAGGUUUCCACGACCACGAGGAGGGCCGCCCAAUGGCUGACGACAAUGAAGAGGUCAUGCAGGCGCUGCUGAAACAC
Molecule: messenger RNA, 315 nt
Organism: Staurois parvus
Lineage: Eukaryota; Metazoa; Chordata; Amphibia; Anura; Ranidae
Source: the annotation of a GenBank genome assembly